Molecule: messenger RNA, 273 nt
Organism: Auanema sp. JU1783
Lineage: Eukaryota; Metazoa; Nematoda; Chromadorea; Rhabditida; Rhabditidae
Source: the annotation of a GenBank genome assembly
AUGUCUCCUCCAGCAGCCAUGCGUGGAAUGCUUCACUCAUACGGUCGUAAGGCCAUGGGAAUUUCUUUUGCUGCUGCUGUCGGAGGAACUCUUGUUUGGUUCUUCGCUUAUACUCAGCCCCGCCAUGAGAAAUACGAACAGUACUUCAAGAGCUACGAUCCUUACACUCGCAUGAAGGAGAUUUGUGCUGCUAAUAAGGGAUACAUGCAUACAUGCCCACAAGACCUCGCCAAGAAGUACGAAGAGGCCGGAAAGGAAGUAGCAUCUCUUUAA